Messenger RNA from Varanus komodoensis (Komodo dragon), 2623 nucleotides. It is a transcript of the gene IVD, whose product is annotated as isovaleryl-CoA dehydrogenase. Gene Ontology annotation, biological process: L-leucine catabolic process. Gene Ontology annotation, cellular component: mitochondrion. The record is from RefSeq and is a predicted model, not a curated record. Lineage: Eukaryota; Metazoa; Chordata; Lepidosauria; Squamata; Varanidae. The coding region runs from base 29 to 1300 and encodes 423 amino acids. The transcript has 12 exons. Gene Ontology annotation, molecular function: 3-methylbutanoyl-CoA dehydrogenase activity; flavin adenine dinucleotide binding.
GUGGCCGCCGAGCCGUGGCGAGAGCGAGAUGGCGGCUUCUACUCUGGCGAAGAACGCGGUGUCCGCCUGGACCCGACGGCGCUUCUUGGGCCGAGUGUGGCAGCCGCGCCGAGGAAGCGCUAUAGUCCCCGUGGACGAUACGGUGAAUGGGCUGAACGAGCAGCAACAGCAGCUCAGGCAGACUUUGAUCAAAUUCUGUCAGGAGCACUUGGCUCCAAAGGCCCAAGAAAUUGAUCAGCAGAAUGAAUUCAAAGGUAUGAGGGAGUUCUGGAAGAAGCUGGGGGACCUAGGUGUUCUGGGAAUAACUGCUCCAGCUGAAUAUGGUGGAUCUGCAAUGGGAUAUCUGGAUCAUGUAUUGGUGGUGGAAGAAAUGUCUCGAGUUUCAGCAGCUGUUGCACUAAGCUAUGGUGCUCACUCCAAUCUUUGUAUUAAUCAGUUAGUGAGGAAUGCUAGUGAAGCCCAGAAAGAGAAAUAUCUCCCCAAGCUGAUCAGUGGAGAGCAUAUUGGAGCACUAGCAAUGAGUGAAGCCAAUGCAGGUUCGGAUGUUGUCUCCAUGAAGCUGAGGGCAGAAAGAAAAGGGGAUCAUUUUGUUUUGAAUGGGAACAAAUUUUGGAUUACCAAUGGGCCAGAUGCUGAUGUUCUCAUUGUUUAUGCUAAAACAGAUCCAAAUACUGUCCCAGCUUCUCAGGGAAUAACAGCAUUCAUUGUGGAGAAGGGUAUGCCUGGUUUCAGCACUGCACAAAAGCUUGAUAAACUUGGAAUGAGAGGAUCAAAUACCUGUGAAUUAAUCUUUGAGGAUUGCAAGGUUCCUGCUGAAAACAUCUUGGGACAAGUGAGUAAAGGAGUCUAUGUAUUGAUGAGUGGCUUGGAUCUGGAGAGACUCGUAUUGUCUGGUGGGCCACUGGGGAUCAUGCAGGCUGUCCUAGACCAUGCUUUACCAUAUUUACAUGAGAGAGAAGCUUUUGGGCAGAAAAUUGGCCAUUUCCAGCUCAUGCAAGGUAAAAUGGCUGAUAUGUACACACGGCUGAUGGCAUGUCGGCAGUAUGUGUACAAUGUGGCAAAGGCUUGUGAUCGAGGACACUUCAAUGCAAAGGACUGUGCUGGAGUAAUUCUGUACUCUGCAGAGUGUGCUACUCAAGUCGCCUUGGAUGGAAUCCAGUGUCUGGGUGGAAAUGGCUACAUCAAUGACUACCCCAUGGGUCGCUUUCUGCGUGAUGCCAAACUGUAUGAAAUAGGGGCAGGAACCAGUGAGGUGCGGAGAAUAAUCAUUGGGCGGGCAUUUAAUGCUGUCUUUAAGUAACACUGAUAUUCAAGAAGAACUGCUCUUCAAGCAAAGAGGCCUUUUAUAUUUCCAAGACUGUAAAGCGCACAAGUAUCUUUCUCCGCUUGAGAACCAGAAUGACCAGCACCACUUGACACCCAAGCUUUUCUUAGUGCAAAUGCUCGAUUGGUCUGAGAACAUGUGAUUGUGUUACCACUACAGUGAAAAAAAAAAUAGGUAUUACAAGUGAAAUAUAUUAAUACCUGCCAAUCAUGUCUCUUUCUAGAGAAAUUAAAUUCUGUCUAUUCUAAAAUAUUACCUGUUUGAGAAUCACUGAAACUGAUUUUUUUUUUUAUUUUAACAUGUUGCUGUUAACUGAUGGGAUUUGGCAACAUUGCAUCACUCCUGCAGAAUACUAGCUGACUUUGCAGGGAUUUUUCUUGGAAUUGGACAGGGGAUCUUAGCUACAGAAGAAAUAUUAAAGGUGCUGUUGCUGUAGCAGGGUUGAAAUGUGAGAUACGUAUUUUUGUGCAUUCCUGUUCUCACUUGCUCCUUACUGAGGUGUAUUAGUACCACGUGAAGCCUCCAUUCAUUUGAUGGACUGCCACCUCGUGCUUGAUUCAUGCAAUGAUGUCACCAUCUAUCACUCUGGAGGCAGUUAGAAUGUCAAAACACUGCACUGUGCCAGCUAAGAGUGAAUCAGGAAGGAGGAGGUGGAGGAGGCAACUUGACUGGGAGAAUAUUAGAUCUUUUUAUAAAGCUUCCCUUUGGUGAAUGUAGUGGCAUAUAUACUUUACUGUACCUGGCGAGAAGAAAAGAACACAGCAAAUGAUGAUGAGUGACAGAUUUAAUAGCAGACGAUUAAAGAGACAGGUUUGUGUGUGGUAAACAGCAUGACGCAGUUUCCAAAGAUCUGAAGCUGAAGGAAAAUGGAAGUUUGAUAGAAAAACCUACAGAAGCGAACUUGAAAAAUCUAGGUUGAUCCAUCUGCUGUCCAUAUAAAAUAUGGAAAGAGAGACAAUAUAUUAGAAAUCAGCAACUUGCAGCAUAAAGACUUUGCUGAUUAAAGCCAGUUCAUGAAUUACCCCAAAAGGGAUUAGUGUGGAACAGAAUGUAAGGAAGAUGCAAUAUGCUAUAUUAAGUAUGAAUUUCUGUAUUUGAAUAUGUACAGCACUUUGAGACUUUUUUGUAGUGGGAAAUGAUGCAUACAUUUUAUAAAAAAUAAUAAGUUAAAAUGCAUGGGCUUUAUAUAAAAUUAUUAUGUCUGGUUUACCAUGUCCUAGUCUUUCUCAUAGAAUGUAUUUAAUGAUCCAGCCAAAAGGGAAUCAGUGCCCAAAUUACAAAUAAAUUUGUUCACACCAA